AUGUCCAGUGCUUAUCUGGGCAUCAAAGUCGUCAUCCUCUGCCUCUUUUGGUACGUGACUAGCGCGGCGAACAAUGUCGUCGGGAAGCUGGUUCUGCAGUCCUUUGCGUACCCUACCACGGUGACGCUGGUUCAGUUCCUCUCCAUCACCCUCUACUCCAUACCGGCCUUGCGAUGUCUGCCCAGUGCUCGGCGAAUACCGCACAUCUCCUGGGGCUACUACUUCAUGCUGAUCAUUCCACUGGCUUUCGGCAAGUUCUUCGCCUCGGUAGCCUCUCACGUCAGCCUAGGCGCAGUGCCGGUGUCCUACGCCCACACAGUUAAAGCGUCCAUGCCUCUCUUUGUCGUCCUCCUGUCCAGGUGUCUGUUCGGAGAGAAGCAAACUACCAAGGUCUAUCUUUCUUUGAUUCCAAUCAUUCUCGGCGUUGCCAUCUCCUCUGUGACCGAGCUUGAGUUCAACAUUUUAGGAUUAACAUCAGCAUUAUUUUCCAUUUUUGUAUUUUCAUUACAAAACAUAUAUUCCAAAAAGGUUCUAAAGGACACCUCAAUUCAUCAUCUUCGCUUGUUGCAUGUUCUAGCAAAGCAUGCCUUGAUAAUGUUCAUUCCCUUUUGGGUGUACCAUGAUCUGUUGGACAUUCUCUACGGCCAGCGAAACUCCAGUCUUGACGGCUGGGUCAUUGGCGGCCUUCUUUUCGUCGAUGGGUUGUGCAAUUUUUUCCAAAACGUCGUUGCCUUCACCGUACUUUCCUUAGUCACUCCACUAACCUAUUCAGUGUGCAAUGCUUCCAAGAGAAUAGCCGUAAUUACUUGCUCCAUUUUGAUGCUAAAGAACCCAGUGACUCCGGCAAACAUAUUCGGCAUGGGCCUUGCCAUUUUCGGCGUUUUCUUCUACAACAAGGCAAAAAUCGAUGCAAGAAACGAGCCCAUACUGCCGACAAAAACCACCAAGGCUAUCACUGUUAGCAAAGGAAAGAUAAAUGGAAUCCCGCGCAAUAAGUCUGAUGAGACGAACCUCCUCCUGAGAUUCGUCGACAGCAAUGACCACAUUUCCAAUGCAAUAGUGGCGCCCAAGUCUCUGUCGCCUUACGCCUCUUCCUCCUACACUCCCAGCUUCUACUCUGAGCCCAAUGGAAAGAGCAGGCAUGAACCGUACAACAGCGGCAAUCACUACCGAGGCCACCGAAGUGCACAGUACAGCUCGUUGAAUGGCGACGCGCAAAACUACACCAGACUAGACAUGAUGGACGUCUGA
Rhagoletis zephyria (snowberry fruit fly) is the source of this 1251-nucleotide messenger RNA. The record is from RefSeq and is a predicted model, not a curated record. NCBI's taxonomy places the organism in Eukaryota, Metazoa, Arthropoda, Insecta, Diptera, Tephritidae.